AUGAGGUUUGUCAAGUAUGUGAGACCCGUAGCGGUCCCGGCAGUGAUCAUAUCUGCCGUUGCGCCGAAAGAGCUCAACAUCUCUGAUUCACUCUCCAUCAAGGGCGUUGCCAAAACCGUCGCCGCCAACGCCAUGUCUUACUACUCGGGCACCCCUGAGAAAUUCGUUGACCUUCCUCAGCCUUACUACUGGUGGCAAGCCGGUGCCCUGAUGGGCAGCAUGCUCGACUACUCUCACUAUACGGGCGACCACAGUUACGACAAGCUGAUCGCAAGGGGACUCUUGGAUCAGGUUGGCCCCGACUUUGACUACAUGCUCCCCACUCACUUCGGCCAAGAAGGUAAUGACGAUCAAGCAUUCUGGGGAAUGUCUGUCAUGGCCGCCGCGGAGAGGAACUUUCCUCAGCCAGACCCAAAUGUUCCUGGGUGGUUGGAUAUGGGUGCCAACAUUUUCGACUCGCUGGCUGGCAGGUGGAAUACGACUGCUUGCCAGGGUGGGCUUUUGUGGCAGAUCUUUGCCUCAAACCCGAACGGACUCGACUACAAAAACACCGUCAGCAACGGCGGCUUCUUCCAGAUUGCGGCCAGACUGGCCCGCGCCACCGGGAACAAGACGUACAGUGACUGGGCGGAAAAGGUUUGGGACUGGACGGAAGCCAUCGGCAUGAUUGACAAGUUUGGAAACGUCUACGACGGCGCCCAUGCGAGCAAGGACUGCAAGGACACCAACCCGGUCACGUUCUCUUACUCUGCCAGCAUCUACAUUUACGGAGCUGCCGUCAUGGCCGACGUCACCCAGGACAAGAAGUGGACGGAGAGGACGGAGAGGAUGGUGGAGGCGAGCAGGAGCUUUUUCAGCCCGUUUGAGAACGCCACCAACAUCAUGUAUGAGCACGCGUGCGAGCAGGUGGACAAGUGCAACCAGGACAUGAGGAGCUUCAAGGCGUACUUUUCGAGAUUUGUCUAUGCGGCCGCGAGGUAUGUUCCGAGUAUCAAGCCGGCGAUCGAAGAGUUGUGGCAUACUUCGGUCGAGGCGGCUGCGAAGACUUGCACAGGCGGUGCGAGCGGGACCCAGUGCAGCCACAAGUGGUAUACCGGGGCCUUUGAUGGAAACCCGGGGUUGGGCCAGGAGAUGUCCGCGCUGGAGACCAUUCAGGGCUUGUUGGCUUUGGACGCGGAAGCACCGUUGAAGGGGGGCGAAAUCAAGACUGUGAGGGCGUUUGCUGAUCAGAAUGCCGUAAAGGGUGACUCUGAGACAGCUUCAGGUUCAGCACCAUCACCGACAUCUGAAUCGGACUCGGCGGCUGGCUCCCAGACCGAGGCCGGGACGCAAACCUCGGGUGCGUUGAGAAGGAGGACUGUUCCCGUGAAGGGGUGGUGGUAG
This is a messenger RNA of Podospora pseudocomata, 1383 nucleotides long. RefSeq lists its product as uncharacterized. Lineage: Eukaryota; Fungi; Ascomycota; Sordariomycetes; Sordariales; Podosporaceae. Gene Ontology annotation, molecular function: mannan endo-1,6-alpha-mannosidase activity. Gene Ontology annotation, biological process: fungal-type cell wall biogenesis; carbohydrate catabolic process. The coding region runs from base 1 to 1383 and encodes 460 amino acids. The transcript is spliced from 2 exons. The record is from RefSeq and is a predicted model, not a curated record.